Molecule: messenger RNA, 606 nt
Organism: Colletotrichum scovillei
Lineage: Eukaryota; Fungi; Ascomycota; Sordariomycetes; Glomerellales; Glomerellaceae
Product: CSL zinc finger
Exons: 1
Coding region: 1-606 (201 amino acids)
Biological process (GO): protein histidyl modification to diphthamide
Molecular function (GO): metal ion binding
Source: RefSeq, a predicted model, not a curated record
AUGACUUCUUCAUCCGCGGCUCCGGGACAAGGGCACACGCACUACACGAUUCUGGGUAUAAGUCGCAAACUCGUCCAGGAACAGUCAACCACAGCGGGGCCGCAGCAAAUCAUCAAACGGGCCUACCACCGCGCUCUCCUCCAAAACCACCCGGACAAAUACCCACAACUCAAGAAUACUCCUUCAACCAGUACAACCAUCCGAGCACCCUCUUCUUCUGCUACUGCCGCCACGUUCUCAAUCGACCAAAUCUCAUCAGCCUAUAAGGUCCUCUCGGACCCCAAGCAGAGGGCAGAAUACGACCGCGCUCUGGACCUGGCACCAAAUAAUCAAGGUCUCCAGCGCGGCGAUGGCGACGAGGAGAAGGCUUUUCAGACAGGCAUCGAGAUCGUCGAUCUUGACGACCUGGAAGUCGAGGAGCCUCCAUCAGACGAUCCCGAGGCCGAGUGCUCUUGGUACCGCAGCUGCCGGUGCGGCAAUCCGCGCGGUUUCUUCUUCACGGAGGCGGACCUGGAAGAGGCCGGUGAGAACGGGGAGCUGCUCGUCGGUUGUCAGGAUUGUAGUCUUUGGAUGAAGGUACAUUUUGCUGUAGUCUCGGAUGACUGA